This is a messenger RNA of Grammomys surdaster, 2124 nucleotides long. RefSeq names its product solute carrier family 1 member 7 (gene Slc1a7). Gene Ontology annotation, molecular function: neutral L-amino acid transmembrane transporter activity; L-glutamate transmembrane transporter activity; glutamate:sodium symporter activity. The transcript has 12 exons. NCBI's taxonomy places the organism in Eukaryota, Metazoa, Chordata, Mammalia, Rodentia, Muridae. The record is from RefSeq and is a predicted model, not a curated record. Gene Ontology annotation, cellular component: plasma membrane. Bases 1 to 1713 code for a protein of 570 amino acids. Gene Ontology annotation, biological process: L-glutamate transmembrane transport.
AUGGUGCUGGGCGCUGUUCUGGCUCGAGGGCGGGCAGUGUGUAAACACAACGGGCUCCUCAUCCUGUCCGUGCUGUCUGUCAUCGUGGGCUGCCUCCUUGGAUUCUUCCUCAGGACCCAGCGCCUCUCACCACAGGAGAUCAGUUACUUUCAGUUCCCUGGAGAACUCUUGAUGAGGAUGCUGAAGAUGCUGAUCCUACCACUGGUGGUCUCCAGCUUAAUGUCCGGCCUUGCCUCCCUGGAUGCCAAGACCUCCAGCCGCUUGGGCAUCCUCACUGUGGCUUACUACCUGUGGACUACCUUUCUGGCUGUCGUUGUGGGCAUCAUCAUGGUCUCCAUCAUCCACCCUGGUGGUGCAGCACAGAAGGAGACGACCGAACAGAGUGGAAAGCCAGUCAUGAGCUCAGCUGAUGCCCUCCUGGACCUUGUCCGGAACAUGUUUCCAGCCAACCUGGUAGAAGCCACAUUCAAACAGUACCGCACCAAGACCACCCCAGUUAUCAAGUCUCCCAAGGGGGCUGCAGAGGAGGCUCCUCCCCAGCGGAUCGUCAUCUAUGGAGUCCAGGAAGACAACAGCUCACGUGUGCAGAACUUUGCCCUGGAUCUGACGCCCCCACCUGAGAUUGUCUAUAAGUCAGAGCCCGGUACCAGUGACGGCAUGAACGUGCUAGGCAUUGUCAUCUUCUCCGCCACUAUGGGCAUCAUGCUGGGCCGCAUGGGUGACAGCGGGACCCCCCUGGUCAGCUUCUGUCAGUGCCUUAAUGAGUCCGUCAUGAAGAUCGUGGCAGUGGCAGGGUGGUACUUCCCCUUUGGCAUUGUCUUCCUGAUCGCUGGCAAGAUCCUGGAGAUGGAUGACCCCAAGGCAGUAGGGAAAAAGCUGGGCUUCUAUGCCGUGACUGUGGUUUGCGGGCUGGUGGUCCACGGUCUCCUGAUCCUGCCCCUGCUGUACUUCCUCAUCACCAGAAAGAACCCCAUCGUCUUCAUCCGUGGUGUUCUCCAGGCUCUGCUCAUUGCAUUGGCAACCUCCUCCAGCUCAGCCACACUGCCCAUCACCUUCAAGUGCCUGCUGGAGAACAACCACAUAGACCGACGCAUCGCUCGCUUUGUGCUGCCCGUGGGCGCCACCAUCAACAUGGACGGCACCGCACUCUACGAGGCUGUGGCUGCUAUCUUUAUUGCCCAGGUCAACAACUAUGAGCUAGACUUUGGCCAGAUCAUCACUAUCAGCAUUACAGCCACUGCAGCCAGCAUUGGGGCGGCUGGCAUCCCGCAGGCGGGGCUUGUCACCAUGGUCAUCGUGCUCACCUCUGUGGGACUGCCAACCGAUGACAUCAAUCUCAUCAUUGCUGUAGACUGGGCGCUGGAUCGCUUCCGAACCAUGAUCAACGUGCUGGGUGAUGCGCUGGCGGCGGGGAUCAUGGCCCACAUCUGCCGGAAGGAUUUUGCUCAGGACAUGGGCACUGAGAAAUUGCUACCCUGUGAGACCAAGCCAGUGACACUGCAGGAGAUCGUGGCUGCCCAGCAGAACGGCUGUGUAAAGAGUGUGGCUGAGGCCUCAGAGCUAACCCUGGGCCCCAUGUGCCCCCACCACAUCCCGGUCCAGGUAGAGCAGGAUGAGGAGCCAGCCACUGCCAGCCUGGACCACUGCACCAUUGAGAUCAAUGAGCUGGAGACCAACGUGGUCCCCACGCCCACAACAGCUUCCAGCUCAUGAAGAUAAAACAACAGUGGCCCUGUUCCUGCCCCAGCUGUGUCCAGGCCAGGUCAACCCUGCUCCACCCCACAGCAUGUGGUUUUAACUCAAUAAAACUGGCUGGCCCAUCCCAGGUCUGAGACCUGCUGCCUUCACACGUUACAGCCUGUCCAUUUCUGUCCACCAGACCUUGCAUCUAAUAUGGAGAGUGAUGUCCACUAGGGCUGGGAGACCCAGUGGGUACAGCCCUGCCAGGCUUCCAUGAGAUGGGUGGGCAAGAUGGGCCAUAGAGAGAAAGAUCCACCUUGGGGUGCUCUAGCCAAGUAGUACCUUGGGGUCUGAACUCUUUGUGUGGCAAAAUUGAAUGAGAGUCCCUAGUCCCUUCCAUGUUUGCAAUAAUGUGAUAAAUAAAAGUGUUUUUUUUUUUCAGGA